Messenger RNA from Sorghum bicolor (sorghum), 898 nucleotides. RefSeq names its product C2 domain-containing protein At1g63220. NCBI's taxonomy places the organism in Eukaryota, Viridiplantae, Streptophyta, Magnoliopsida, Poales, Poaceae. The record is from RefSeq and is a predicted model, not a curated record. The transcript has 5 exons. Bases 263 to 673 code for a protein of 136 amino acids.
AGACUGGCAGGCAUGCAUAAUUGAUGAUCCAGAGCUGCUGCCAAGCUGGGGCCGGCCGGCCGAGGACAGCAUGGCUCCUCAUCACUAGUAUUUGCCAUGACCUUUUCUCUCCAUAUAUGUCACACUUGUUGUGGUUUGGUCGCCAAGGAGAGGGGAAAGUGCCGUCGUCUCUGACCCUCUGAAUCUCUCCCUCUCCCUCUGCAACGCAUCAAGAAAAGGAACUGCAGCCAGCGAUCGAGGAACACAAGCACCGGCGGCAAACAUGGUUCACGGGAAGCUGGAGGUCCUCCUCGUCUCCGCCAAGGGCCUCGAGGACACCGAUUUCCUCAAUAACAUGGACCCCUUCGUGAUCCUUACAUGCCGCACACAGGAGCAGAAAAGCAGCGUCGCAAAUGGAGCAGGAAGUGAGCCUGAAUGGAACGAGACCUUCAUCUUCACCGUCUCUGAUGAAACCCCGCAGCUCCAUCUCAAGAUCAUGGACAGCGAUGUCACUAACGAUGAUUUUGUUGGUGAAGCAACCAUCCCUCUGGAGGUUGUGUUUCAGGAAGGCAGCCUUCCUCCGGCAGUUCAUCCGGUCGUCAAGGAGGAGAAAUACUGCGGAGAGAUCAAGCUUGCACUCACCUUCACUCCAGCAGAGGAAACUCGAAGCCCUGAUGACAGCGUCUGGAGUUGAUCUGCCUGGAAUGCCCGCAUCGAGCAAGAUGAUAAUCUUCUGAAGAAUUAGUAUUAUUUGUUAUGCGUCCCUAUAUAUGCUUUGUCAUGAACUGAAUGUUUGCAUGUAAUUCCCAGCAUUGCGAUAACUAUUCAUCAGAGUUGUUUGGUAUGUGUAACUCACCGGGAAUAUAUGCAUGGCCUGCAGAACUAUCAUCAUCUCUCAAACAAAGUUGUAGCUAUGAAA